This is a messenger RNA of Chaetomium fimeti, 1178 nucleotides long. RefSeq lists its product as uncharacterized. Bases 349 to 951 code for a protein of 200 amino acids. The transcript has a single exon. The record is from RefSeq and is a predicted model, not a curated record. NCBI's taxonomy places the organism in Eukaryota, Fungi, Ascomycota, Sordariomycetes, Sordariales, Chaetomiaceae.
UCGCUGGCUCGAUCCCAACUUCCUGGAUCGCUGGUGUGGAACGGCGGAUACUUGCGAGAACUGGGCACCACCCACUCAUUCGUCCACCUUCCCUUCCCAGCACAACUGCGAAGAAAACCGACGUCUUGGAGAAAUCGAAUGCCGAGGGGCUGAUGGCCCAAGCGUCUGUGGGUGGUCCCGGUGGGGUUAUUGAAGAAGUGGAGAUCCCCAAGGGCGCUCAGACCCUAUCGUUUUGACAAGAGAGACGAGAAGGAGCGGUUCUGGCGAAAGUUCCUCCCUUCUUCUGACACAAAACAGUUUCUCCACCAUUCGCUCCCGGGCUCCCAAAUCACCCCGUCGUCAUGAUGCAUGAAGGAUCGCUGGUUGCGCCGAGAGCGCGGAGAACGCCCCCUACUUUGUCCAAACGAACGUCUCCCCGUUUCGACUAGGAGACUAGUUAGCCGGGCCCUCGCAGUGCGUCGCCAGUCACAUCUCGUCUCCGAGAAACGCCACAUACUUCGCUUCUAUGCAAUACCGGCCGCCGCUGCCCCCAUCCAGCAUCGUCCGGCUGAUUUCGCCAUCACCCCAUCCGUCAUGCCGCCAUUCCGCUGCUCGAAGAAAAUAAGACGGGGGCUCGCGGCCCAUCCGUGUGCAGUCGCCAAGACACGAGGUGCAGGAGCUGAGCUUGCUCCAUCAACGGGCAGAGCAACAGCCGAGUUCAAGACACGUGGGAACGCUGCGGCAGUCCAGAAACGAGCCCUGGUUGGCCCCCCGUGCUCGGCUUGUUGUGAACUGAACUCUCCAUCUGACCCCGAUUCAGCUGAUCUUUUCACUGCCACUGUCACUGCCGCCGCCGGCCGGGCAAUGACAAAGACCGACAGCUCGCGAGCAGACCGAGGGGUGGUGCAGUGGAGAAACCCCCCACUCACCGGACGUCCUUUGCAAACCAACACACAAAAUGGUGGAUGCUAGAGCGGCAUCGCUGGUGGCUCGAGACUGCUUUCCACAGGACAGUAAUCAUCCGAAAUUCGACGAGAGGUGGCUUAAUAUUGCCCUCUCAUCGAGGACCUGCAUCUCUCUUCUUUGGAACCGGCUCACUCGCCACGCAUUACUGGACCGUCCAAUACAUUCCGUGGGUGUAAAUUACCGUGCAUACAUGGCAGAACCAACGGCGCCAGACACGGGUUCAGCCGCGCCAG